Ostrinia furnacalis (Asian corn borer) is the source of this 505-nucleotide messenger RNA. RefSeq names its product coatomer subunit epsilon-like. Gene Ontology annotation, cellular component: COPI vesicle coat. The record is from RefSeq and is a predicted model, not a curated record. NCBI's taxonomy places the organism in Eukaryota, Metazoa, Arthropoda, Insecta, Lepidoptera, Crambidae. Bases 29 to 490 code for a protein of 153 amino acids. Gene Ontology annotation, biological process: intra-Golgi vesicle-mediated transport; endoplasmic reticulum to Golgi vesicle-mediated transport; retrograde vesicle-mediated transport, Golgi to endoplasmic reticulum. The transcript is spliced from 3 exons. Gene Ontology annotation, molecular function: protein binding; structural molecule activity.
AGCAGAAACUGUCAAACAAUCUGUCAAAAUGGCACGUCAGCAACAAGAUGUUGAUGAACUUUUCGAUGUUAAAAAUGCGUUUUAUGUUGGAAAUUACCAGCAAGCUAUCAACGAGGCACUCAGUAUUAAUGGCUCCACACCUCUGAUAGCACUGCAGAAAGAUGCUUUCCUAUACCGCUCAUACAUCGCUCAAGGCAACCACAGGAUCGUGCUGCAAGAGCUGAAGUCUGCUGACCCUAUGCUCCAGCCUUUGAAGAGCUUGGUGGAGUAUUUGUCUCCUGGCGCCAACAAGCCCGUUAUUGUAGCUGAUAUUGAUGCUAGAGUGGCUAAAGGCACAGAGCUUGCCAAUGAGAUAUUUUUGCUGGUAGCGGCUACAAUUUACUACCAUGAAGAAAAUUACGAAGCCGCAUUGAAGUAUGUUAUUAGUUUUACAAAUCUAUUUUAUAAUCUGUGUUGUAGUAUUUAUUGCCUCAGUUGCCUAAGAUAUUAACCUUUUCGCUCGGAG